AACAAAAAAGAGGGGGAAAGUCUACAACUGGUUCAUUAGACGCCCACGAGCUGAUCUGGUAACACUGUGAGCAUCAAGAGAAGUUAGUUGAAGAGGAAGAGAAUCGCGAUGGUGUUCACCUCAGCGGUUCUCCUGCUCCUGUCUGUGGGUUUAUUCACAGUAACAGACGGUUUUUUUGAUGACUGUGAGAGCUACUUCAACAGCGAUAACGAGUAUAUGCCUUCGGAAAACUGCGGGUUUAUGAAACACUGCUGUGGAAGCUGCGAUAACAGAUACUGCUGCUACUCUGAAUCUUCAAGAUUAUCCGAUUAUGAUCAAACAAUGUGCACUAUUGAUGUUAACUUUAUGCUUUUUCUAAUGCUUGUUACUUCAUGUUUUUAUCUGUCCAGUGGCAGAAACAUUAGAACUGCCAUUGGUUUAUCAAUAGCAGGGGUUGUGGUCUUCAUCGUCUUGUUAAUCACCUGCUGCUGCUGCCCCUGCUGCUGUAUCUAUCAAACGUGCAGAAAACCCAGACAUAAGUGUUUAAGUGUUAAAGAAAUACUUGAACAAAAACUGAAAAUGUACUUGUCCUCAGGCCAUUCAAGAUGUAGAUGAGUUUUGUUUCUUGAUCAGAAAAUAUAUAUAUAUAUUUUUUUUUCAUUUUCUGGCUCACCAUUGAAUCCUCUGCAGUGAA
Messenger RNA from Carassius carassius (crucian carp), 673 nucleotides. RefSeq names its product protein shisa-5-like. The coding region runs from base 109 to 594 and encodes 161 amino acids. The transcript is spliced from 4 exons. Lineage: Eukaryota; Metazoa; Chordata; Actinopteri; Cypriniformes; Cyprinidae. The record is from RefSeq and is a predicted model, not a curated record.